Messenger RNA from Cynoglossus semilaevis (tongue sole), 3542 nucleotides. Its product is annotated as transmembrane protein 236. The transcript is spliced from 4 exons. NCBI's taxonomy places the organism in Eukaryota, Metazoa, Chordata, Actinopteri, Pleuronectiformes, Cynoglossidae. The record is from RefSeq and is a predicted model, not a curated record. Bases 1053 to 2165 code for a protein of 370 amino acids.
GAUGUGAGUGAUGCUUUUUGGGUCUUAAUUAAUGUUAUUAUAUGUUACAAUAUAUUCAUACGUAUUAUAUGGCAAUAUAAUAUAUCAUUUGUUUAUUUAUAUAUAAUAUGGUCAUAAUGUUUGUCUGUUGUCCCAGCGUAGUUAAAAGUUUUAAUAAUGUCUGAACAUCUUUAGGAAAAUAAUAGUGUCUUACAGACAUGCAGUCAUAUGAUGAUGUCAAAGAGUUCAUUAAAAAACAUGUUAAGUCAGAUUUUGGGUUCCAUCUUUAAGAGUCCAUACAAGCCAUCAUCUUACUACAAUUGAACCAAAAAUAUUUUGUCUUAUAUUCGUUCAUCCUCUUCUGCUUAAUAUCAAGUGAGAAAUUAACACAGUCAGAAAUAUGCAUUUUUUUAGACUGUGGGAAAAACGCACUAGAAAGUACCAAAAAAAAUUUAAAAAAUUUAGUACCCACAGAAAGUCUGCGCUGAGGAAACCCUUAGUUCUCUUUUAGCUGUAAAAAAAGAACUAAUCACUCAAUUUUCUUCUGGCCUAAUAUUUCUAAUCCUCUCGUCCAAACUCUCUUGGCCUAGCUUCACUAACUUUAUCUCUGGAUUCUAACCACCUGAAUCCACACCCUGUUAUUUACCCAUUACUUAGACUGUUUGCAGCGUCUUUUGCUUGAACAACCUCCACUCUCCCCAUGUCUUUGUGUGGGUCAGUCUGCCGUCUGGUGGUCACAGGACCAGGUUCUGUUAUCAGAGGAUCCAUGUUUCUGAAAGCUACCGUUUCUCCCCAGUUACAGGUUGAUGAGUUAAAUGCAGAGGUUGUGUGUAUGUGUCUGUACGUAGUUAAAUGUUCAGCCACGCCAUUGUCUCACCAAAGUACACAAUGAUUAGCGCAGCGUAAGCAGUUAGCAGAGCACAGAGCUGGGACUAUGGUGUUUGGAAAACACUAGUGGAGGCAUACAAAGCUCAGGUCUGAUGCCUGACCAGCUGUCAGAGAGGCGGGUUCGUCCCACCGUGACAACGACCCCCCCGUCUCCCUCCUGUUGUCUUUUUUAAACUAACCCCAGUAUGGGCUCACGGAAGAUGCUAAAGUUUGCUUUUUGCGAGGUGGUACAGUUUGUCGGUCUAUGUGUGCCCCUCUUCAUCAUCAUGCAGAGGUUUGCCGUGAUCGUGGCGCUGGUGAAAACCUCGGCCAAGCCUCCAGGAGACGGCGGCACGGCCUACUGGUUGAUCGUGGCCUCCUCGGUUGCCUACGUCACCUCCACAGCCCUGCUGGUCUGGGUUCCCCUGAAGUACAUGGUCUUCAUUAAAAAGAAGUUUCUCGUCAGCAGAAAAGAGUGGAGGCCCGUGGCCCUGGUGUAUGUGGUCCUGUCCACGUUGCCCUGCUUUGCCUUCCUUAUUGCCAGCUCUGAGGUUCAGAGGAAUAACAACAUGAAACAUGACAUGUUCAUGGAGCUCCCCGUGUCACUGGUUCUCUUCUCCCUCAUCUGCAUGGAUGUAGUGGAGAGGUUACGUUACUGCUAUCUGACUGGCCAGGCUACCGUCACGACUGGACAUUCAGACAUUCCCUCCACGGUCCUCACGCACGUGCAGCCAGUUUUACCAGUAACACCGAUCACUCCAGCUGCUCCAGGGCCAGCUGUGCCUGGACACCCAGUGGUAAACCAGCUCAGUGACAGGGGCCAGAACAGAGCCGGGAUCAGACCUGAGACCAACCUAGGAACGUUCACUGUCCCUGGACUGGGCCUACAGACAGUGGACCCACAGUAUCGACGGUCUCCGUAUGACUACGCAGGUCCAAUGAGCUUCCUGUGCGUCGGUGACAACAGAGCAGAUGUCUUCGUGGACAGCUUUAUGUUCUGGAUGGACACCGUGGAGAUGGUGAGGGUGGCGGGCCAUCCACAGGUCUUCUACUCCAGCUGGGUGUUUCCCAUCUUUAUCCUCAGCUACCUGUCGUGCCUGCGUGUGGUGGUGACACCUCACAGCCCACUGCUCUCCACACUGGGAGUAGCUCUACAGGACUUUCCCUUUUUCGUCGUGCGUGUUGGCCUGGUCACCUUCUUUGGCUUUGUCACUCCAGUCCUGUUUCUGCUGAAGAACCUGUUGGUCUGCAUGGCCUUCGUCUACUUCAACUUCAUGACCAAAAUGAGGGUCUUCAAUACAGAGAGGAUGUCGCUGUAAAUUCAGAACUUCCAGCCGGGACACAGCGGAACACAAAACUGGAACAAUGUGACGCCAACACCUCAUUUGUUAUGUUGUUUUAUUUAUAGUAUUUCACGUAUUUUUUGACGACUUUGGAUUAUUUAAAUUCAUAGAGAUUUGUUGAUUGUUUUUGUUAAACAAGAAAUAUGUGAAGUAUAUUUUUAUAUAUUAGAAGUGUUUCUGAUUUAAUAGAAUCCAUAAAGAAAAGUAUUUGUAUGGUUGAAUGGUGUUUGUCAGGAAAGACACAAUGUUUCAAGUCCGUUUUGACUUCUUUGUGUGAAACUGAUAUUAAACUAAGGUUGUUUAUGUCCAUUUUCAUUGGAAUUUAGUUCUCUAGAGAAAACACUUUCCUUUCCUCUUCCUCUAAAAUGUCGAACACUGUCUCUUCCUGUAGUUCUGCAGCAAUGUGGUCGACUGACACACCUGCAGAACCUUCAUCAAAUGACAUCAAAUAUUUGGACACUGAUGCCACGAGACUGGGCUGGACAGGCAAACAGACCAGAAUUGUGGUAAAGGAAAAUCCUCUUCAUCAACCAACCAAUCAAUCAAUCACUUCAUUAUUCUUGAAACAAUGUUACUGAUAUUUGAAUCAACUGUACUGCAGACGCCUCUGUGUUCUCUGAAAACAGAUAUUCUCCACUUGCGUUCCCCUAAUAGGAAGCAGGAUUUCCUCCUCUCCUCUUGUUCUCCUGACCUGUAUCUGUACAUUUCACUCAAAGCAUUAUGGACCUUUGGGAAGGCCAAACUGGGGAAGAGAGCCUUGGGGGAGGGAGGGAGGGUAAAACACACCGUACAUCAAAACAGCCACAUCAGCAGCUGCAAAUAAGGUUGAUUAUCAUUUCCAUUAAAUUUUUCACCUAUAUACAUUUAAUAACCAUUAUUUAACCAGUUCUUAUUUACGAUGUCAGUCAAUGGAACAGAAUUUCUUUAUACACAUAGCUAUUCAGAUAUUCAAACCAAUAAUAAACUGUAUGAAAUAGGCUUGUGAAGAAAAUAUUGAUACAUUGAAAUAUCACCAUUUCAUUUGACAAUACAAUAUUGAUAUUACACUGUAUUUAAAAUAAAUACAAAAAUCACACUGCACCGUACAAACCCCCCUAAACCUUCCUUCGGGUGAUGAGUCUGCUGGAAGGUACCAAGUGCCCUAACCGGGAUUCAAUCCUACCCAGGAGGUGAACACUAGGGUUCCACACCAAUGACGGAGACAUUGCCUCUGGGCCAAAGCACCACACAAUCACUAAUUCUGUUGGAUAAUAUAUUAUAUAAAAUAUAUAAAAAUAUGCUCAAUAUAAUUAUCAGAUUACAUAAAUACACAGAACAAAAUAUUCUUUUUUUAUAUUGCUCUAAUUGUUUGCU